UUCAGAUGUGAAGAAGUCACACACUGUAUGCAAAGGAUAAAGAUAGCACAGCUAUUCAUAUAACAUUUGUCUUGGUUGUUUUAAAAACUUGAAUACAAUGGAGCCAGAGCAAACAUAUGAAGAGCUUUUAUUUACAAGUGAAGACUCUUACAAGGUGUUAGAACAUCGUCAGAAGGACAAUGCAAGAACACAGAUGGUUGUUGAAUCUGGGGAAGCUGUACAGCAAGAUACCCUGAAGAUCCAAAGAAGACGUUCAAAGUUACUACGUGCACUCAUUUUCAUGGUUAUUUUCCUACUGACGGCAAACAUAAUCUUCAUUAUUUUGUUUGUACACAUGUCAAAAGAUAGGAGCGAUAACUUCAUUAUUCAUGAACUGCAGCAACUCAGAAGUGAGAACACCAAACUGAUCUCCGGUUAUCUGAAUUGUUCAUCUCAGUGCCUACAAAAGAAAGGAUUAUAUGAAAAUAUAUUCACUUUUUUCCCACUGGGUGGAAAGAUGUACCAGAACAGCUACUACUUCUUCUCCAGUAGAUAUAUGAAUUGGAGCGAAAGUAAUGCAUGGUGUAAGGCCUGGAACUCUCAUUUAGUGAUAAUCAGUGAUAAUGCAGAGCAGAAAUUCUUAGAAAGAGAGUUUGCAAAGCAAAAGUACAUGGUUUACUGGAUUGGACUGAAAAAUGCGUCAAGUGAAGGAGUAUGGAAAUGGGUAGAUAACACCAUUUGCAACCUCACGGACAAAAGUAAAACGCAUUUCUCUGAUAAUGAACCUGACUAUUUCGGAAAUGAUGACGCUUGUGCCUUUAUAUCUCAUGAUGGAAAAUGGGGGGAUGCCAGUUGCAGUAACUCGCAACACUGGAUCUGUGAGAAGGAGACAAAUAUUUGCUCUACUUAAACCCUGUAUAUCAGUGAAAGAAAUAUACAGACUACUGAGGAAAUAAUGACAGUAGUCCUAGGCAGAAUAAAGGAAGUUAUAUUGCUUUGUCAGCCAAGAUAGUAUGAUCCCAUUUUAAAAUGCCCCAAUGUCCCCAGUAAUGCCACCAAAUUAAUCCUUGUCAGUUGCAUUGUAACUACCUCAGUGUGAUGAUGCAAGUCUGUACUUGUUCUCUUAAAUAUUUUACAUAAUAUAACAGUUGCAUUGCUUUCUGCCCAGUGCAUUUUCUUGAUAAACUUGAAUUCAGUGAAAGGAAAUAAAUAUUUUGACUUGCACUGCUUUCAUCUUCUGCUUCUUCUUCGUUUUGCAAUAAAAGUAAAUAUUAGACCACAUUUGCAAGUCAAACAUGUAUGGCUACCACUACUACCUGUACAUCUUGAAAUGUACAGGAUUCCACCCCUGUGUUUAAUUAUCAUUGGUCCAGGUACAUGUCUAUAUCAUGGCCUGCAAUCCCUCUACUCUUCAGAUACCCAAAUAUUUGUUUCAAAUCUUAGAGUCAGAGCAAAUGAAAUUUUGCAGCUAGGCCUUUGGCCAAGGAGUCUUGCUAUUUUUUUUAAAUGUCAGGUUAAAACCAAAUUUAGCUAAUGCCUUUAAUCCUCACAAGCUCAUUAAAUAUGUUCAUUAAAGAUUUUGUCAGGAAAAAAAAAUCCAUGUUUCAUCAUCUUCAGAAAAUCUGUGACUGUGGCCAUUUUCUCCAUGGAGAUAUUUUAUUUUCCAGUCAGUUCUGUUGACAGGGCUGAAUAUCUAAUGCAAUAUAUGUGAUAUCAAUUAAUAAGUACUCAUAAAAGGUACAGUGAAUUUGUUUCAAAGAAACACUUCGUAGAAUCAAUAUAGUCUUUAGCUGGUAAUAAAUUUAUAAUUUCAGAUAAUAUUUUGCAUAUUCUUCAUCAUUAAGAAAAAUAUCCUUGGCAUUAUCAGGGGCAUCAUCCCACAGACAGUCACCUGUAUUUAAAUGUGUUAGCUAUGAGGUCACACUUUCAGUGAAAGGGGAGUAAUGGUUCUUACCACCUAUAUGCAUCUCUUUAGUCAGACAUCUGUUGACCUGCUAAUUCAAAAUGUUUAAAUUCAUACUUCAUUCACUACAUGCCAUUCAGUAAAUUGACUGCUGAGCUAAUCUCAUAGACAAUGAUGACAGAUAUAGGUUACAUAGCUAACACUGUUUGUAUAAUCAUACUUAUUGGAUAAGCUGUGAGUUCAAAGUAAACAAUAGAUAUAGUGUCAAUAUUGACAAGCAUGCUGCUAGGAAUUAAAUAACUUACUUUAAACAUACAUAAUAUAAAUGUUGUAAGCACAUGUAGUAUGUAUAAGUAAUGAGCAUUGUUAAAGAUCUGGUUAUCACUGACCCAAAACAGAUGUUUUUAAAUAUGAGGUCAAAGUUAGCAAAACCUUUAAUUUAUAUUGUUUAGCAUGUGCCUAUUAACAUUAGUAAUACCAUAUAUCUUCAAACAUACACUUAUUAGAGAAAUACCAAAAUAACAGACCACAAAUCUACAUCUCAGUACAAGGCAAUAGCCAUUAUAUAGUCAAUAGCAAAAACU
Protopterus annectens (West African lungfish) is the source of this 2466-nucleotide messenger RNA. RefSeq names its product CD209 antigen-like protein E. Lineage: Eukaryota; Metazoa; Chordata; Ceratodontiformes; Protopteridae. The transcript is spliced from 6 exons. The record is from RefSeq and is a predicted model, not a curated record. Bases 98 to 889 code for a protein of 263 amino acids.